This is a messenger RNA of Nothoprocta perdicaria, 1893 nucleotides long. RefSeq names its product tumor necrosis factor ligand superfamily member 10-like. Gene Ontology annotation, molecular function: tumor necrosis factor receptor binding. Gene Ontology annotation, biological process: immune response. Gene Ontology annotation, cellular component: membrane. The record is from RefSeq and is a predicted model, not a curated record. The coding region runs from base 1 to 951 and encodes 316 amino acids. Lineage: Eukaryota; Metazoa; Chordata; Aves; Tinamiformes; Tinamidae. The transcript has 5 exons.
AUGGUGCCGCAGCAGCCCCGCGCCGGGCACUGCCUGCGCUCGCACAGCGGCGCCUCGGCCGCCCCCAUGCUGCCGUCGCCCGGCGGCGGCCCCGACGACCCGCGGCGGCGGCGCUGCGGCCCCCUCUGGGGCAGCGUGGCCGUCAUGGCCAUCGUGGCGCUGCAGAUCGCCUCCACCACCGGCCUCUUCGUCUACUUCACCAUGGCCAUCUCCAAGCUCAAAGCCCAGUCACAGGGGAGCUCGGAGGAGCUGAGGUGUUUGCAGCUUAUCAACCAGCAGCAGGAGGGUUCAGACCUGGAGGAGCUGAUCAGCAACCAGUCCUGCCUCAAGCUGGCCAAAACCAUCAAAGCCUACGUGACCACGGUGACAGAGAAGGUUGUCCGCAGGAGCACGGUGAGGGAAGCGCAGAUGAGCUACUUGAACACCUCGGAGGGACAGGUUCUUCCCAAGGCACCCAGCAAGCCCUCCGCACAUCUAACCCUCCGUCCUCAGAGCCUGGCCCAGGAUGGAAGCUCCAAGCGCUUUGGGAACCUUUCCCAGUCCUGCCGCCACGCCAUCGCGCGCUGGGAGGACAGCACAAUCCACUCGCACCUGCAGAACAUCACCUACCGGGACGGGCGGCUGCGGGUCAACCAGGCGGGCAAAUACUAUGUCUACUCCCAGAUCUACUUCCGCUACCCCAGCGACGGGGCCAGUGCCCGCAUCUCUGUCCCUCAGCUCGUGCAGUGCAUCAACUGGAAGACUUCCUACAGCCAACCCAUCCUCCUGCUCAAAGGAGUUGGCACCAAGUGCUGGGCGCCCGAGGCAAACUACGGCCUCCAUGCUCUCUACCAGGGUGGACUGUUUGAGCUCAAGGUGGGUGAUGAGCUCUUCGUAUCCGUCUCCUCCCUGGCCAUUGACUACAAUGACGCAGCAGCCAGCUAUUUUGGGGCUUUCCGGCUUGACCUGUGACAUCCUCCUCAUGCUCAUGUUGAUCAUUCUCAGACCAAACUUGUUCCUUCCGUAGUGACUCUCCUGUGCGGCGCACAAACAGUCCUCACAGUCCCAUUGCCUUCACCUGUGCAGGAUGGCAGCCAAAGAGCUGGAAUCCAAGCCAUGGGGAUGCAGUGCAGUUUGAAGCCCAURUUGUCCCUUGGGGCAAGGAACAGAGCCAGAGGAGGACUCAGUAUGUGGUUUCAUGGACAAGGAAGGACCAAGGUUUGCCCCAGGGACAACUACCAGAGCUGGGUUGAGGUUACAUGUGGAACACAGGGCAGGAUAGGCCUCUAGCAAGAGCCACGUCACCAAGAYGCCUUCAAGUGCUCAAAACCCUGUCUCCCAUCCCCUGCAAGGCUCAAGGGUCACAUCCACAGAUACAACAGAAAUCCUCCCCACUGCAGGACAACCCCUGCAAGCCCAAACACACAACUGGCACAGCCAGGCUUGGCAAACCAGGCUGCAACCUGCCGAGGAACCCAGUGUGGAGGCCCAGAAGCUGGGCUUAGCGGAGAGCAGCAGAUGGUGAGCAUAUCCACCAGGCUGGCCCUCCUCCCCUCUCUGCCUGCAGGAACUUGGGAGAUCCAGCACUCAGGUGCACAGUCACCAGAAGGAUAAGAAGGACUUUCAGUUCAGACUGGUUAAAGCCUGGAGUGAUGUGAGCAGUCUUCCACUUCGGAGGGUCAAAGAGCAGAGCCCCAAAGCUGGAUUACUUACCAAUAGAAGCGAAUGCAUCUAAGCAUGAGGUGAAGAUGCACCUUCAUCCUGAGCCAGCGUAGCCAGGAAGGCAGCGUGUGAGCCGCAGAUGCCUGCAGCACCCUGUCCCAACAGAGCCCAGUGCCCUGUGCCUCCGCAUCCGCAUCUCCUCGCUGUCCCCGUGCAAACGCGUCGCAGUGCUGAGAGGGUGCAGUGCUGCUG